Molecule: messenger RNA, 2541 nt
Organism: Salvelinus fontinalis (brook trout)
Lineage: Eukaryota; Metazoa; Chordata; Actinopteri; Salmoniformes; Salmonidae
Product: disabled homolog 2-like
Exons: 10
Coding region: 312-1454 (380 amino acids)
Source: RefSeq, a predicted model, not a curated record
UGACAUUUUCAUUCUAUUUAAUAUGUGGUAAGACUGGCUUAGCAUUGCUACACCAGUUUAGCCCUUAUGACUUUUCAAUUGGUACUUCUUUCAUUACUGAUGUCAAUAUCACCUGAGAGAUUAUGUUGUUGGUGGGAAUUACAGCAACUCAGUUGAAGCGUUCCAAAGUAUUUUAUUGCAACGCCAGCGGAUGUUAAUACAUCACUAGCGAGGCAUCUUUCUGACCUUUGGCUCCAAGACAUUUCACACGGCUUUGAGGCUCGAGUCGAGAAAGGAACAACAUCCUUAGCAGUUGCAAGCAGCACAUCAUUAUGGAGACAGACCAAGAGGCUUGCAAGGCAGCUGCAAGCUGUCCAGCUCCAAGCCAAGGACCCGUCAAGACUGGCUGGCUGUCCUCCAACAAGAGGGGCCCCCCAGUAACCAAGCCGCCAUCUGAUGGGACCUCUCGUUUCCAAGGAGACGGGGUUCGCUAUAAGGCCAAGCUGAUUGGCGUGGACUACGUCCCAGCGGCCCAGGGAGAUAAGAUGUGUUUGGACUCCAUGAUGAAACUCAAGGGCCAGGAGGUGGCAGGCAGGAACCAGGGACGACACAAGCAGAGGGUGUGGCUGAAGGUGUCCAUUACUGGUGUGAAAAUCUUAGAUGAGAGGACUGGGGUUGUGGAGUAUGACCACGAGAGGGGGAAAAUAAACUCCCUGACAAAGGAUGAGUCAGACCCUAGAGCCCUCUCCUACAUCUACGAUCAUGAAGGCACCUACACUCUGUUCUACAUCAAGAUGGCCAAUUUGGCUGACCCUGUCCUUGAUGAUAUCAAAGAAGUCUGCCAAAGCCCAGUAGCACAGGAGGACCAAGUCAUAAAGGUCAAUAAACCAGUAGAGAAUGCUGUCGCCUUGCUGCUUCUUGAUGAGAAUAUAGCUUCUCCAAAGGGCCUGGAUGACUUGGAAAUGUUCAAUUCCAUGCCUAACUCUCCGUCAGGGCAACCAAAGCAGAUCUCAUCCAGGGACGAGCUGAGGGACAUCUUCUCUUUCCCCAGUCAAAACUCUGACAUGAAUCAACCAGGAUCUCCACAGUCUCUGUCAGUUCCUCAGAUAUUUCCCACCGUCCCUGGUCAGCCGAUCGCUGUUGCAUCAUUCAUCUCACCUCCUGUUUCAAUACCUUGGUGUCAGCAAGGGCCCCUCCCAACUCUCUCACCCAGUUUAAAUGGAUCCUGGGGGGCUCCGGCCCCCUGGCCUUCCCAGCCCAACAUGACUGGAUGGAUCCCGGGGCCGGGUGGCAUGAUGCCCUAUGGAGGCCCCCAGCUGCAGGGGUACGGAGUGAACCCACAGCCAGGGGUUAUGUGGGGUCAGAACACAAUGAGCUUUCCCACCUCUGCCCCAAACUACACACCCUACAGGGCAGAGGGACUCCAGCAGCAGCCCGGCUCUCCUACCACCAACAACAAACCAGCCCAAGGAUGAACUGGCUUAGAGAGCCAAUGAAAUGUCCUUGUUGUCUUCAUGUCUGUAUGCUUGGCAUUGUCAGGGUCGGAUUACAGAACGGGCACGCAGGGCACGACCUUCUAUGCCCCCUGAAGUUCGGGGUUCCCCAGAUAGCAUAUUAUAGCAAAAUGUGUAGAAUUACAGAAAAUGUGCUUUAAAACUGCAACCUUUUCUCUCAGCCUCAUGGCAAAAUGUGAGCAAUAGCAUGAGAUGAGCUAUAAAACAGAACAUUCUUCUCUCUGACCUAUGGCAAAAAGUGUAGAAUUGCAGGAAAUUAACUUUACAACUGCAAGAUUUUCUCAUAGCCUCAUAACACAAGGUAUAGAAAGAAUAGCAUUAUAAAACUACACAUUUUUUAAGGAAGUUAGCAGUUUUCCUAUGAAAAAAAAUCUGGAUGCCCCAAAUGCAGUAGUCCGGCCCUGUGCAUUGUCUUUCUAGUACUUAGUAGUGCCUUUUCCAUAUGUAUGUAUUCCGUAUUCCAUUCCGUAUGUAUGAAUCUGUUUACUAGGGUGCAGUUCUACAUUGCUUUUGAUAAUGUACAUUUGUGAAUUUGAGCUCAACGGCAAUUAUAUCUGUAGAUUGUUCAGUAGACUUUACUUUUUUUGACAGAAUCAUUUAGAUGAAGAAGUAAGACAAAUUACAUUCAAAUGCUGUAAUUUUGGAGGGAUCUCACAGAGCUGAACUUGUUUACAAUUCUGAGAAUUCACAUGAAAGACAAAUUUGACAUUCUUUUUAAAUGUAUUUUCUCCGUCUAGGUAAACAAGAUAACAUGGUUAUGUUUGUGUUCUGGAAAGUGAAUUCCAUGCAUGCUGUGGAUCUCAUGAUGGGAUGAGUGUUUAUAAAUCAUGUUUCGUAGAUAUUUAAAUCAAGUAAUGAGGGUCGAAUAGAUUUAUGAUUAUUUCAGCUCCAUUUUGCAUUAAAUGGUAUUAGGCCUACUGAUAAUGUUGAAAAAAGUACUCGUUUUUCAAGAGGAACAUACACUUUGUAAUGGUAAUCAUAUCAAAAGACGGUCAUGGAAAUAAAUUGUGUCAUGGAUUUCAUAAUAAAAAUGAAUAUCUUACGGUAA